Messenger RNA from Manduca sexta (tobacco hornworm), 1343 nucleotides. RefSeq lists its product as uncharacterized. The record is from RefSeq and is a predicted model, not a curated record. Bases 162 to 1175 code for a protein of 337 amino acids. Lineage: Eukaryota; Metazoa; Arthropoda; Insecta; Lepidoptera; Sphingidae. The transcript is spliced from 3 exons.
CACGGGGGCUAUAGUUGGCGCGUAGACGCCAACGCGUAACCUGCCCACAACUCUCAUAAAUUUAUUUCGCUCGUGCAGAAACAACUUUAUAAUUUAAGCAAUUUUAAAAUAAGAAGUUGCAAUAUCACAAAUUAACAACUAAUAAAAUUUGCUUAAUUCAGAUGGGGAAGUUUUGGCGCGCGAAGUCAAAGAUGUUGUUGGUGGCAGCGGUUUUCAUUUCGCUAAGUGAGUUAGCGUCCACAAUCGAGGGGACCAAAUGUUAUUGGUGCGGCCCGCUAGCUGACCAGGUCCAUCGGUCCAGGCGCUCGCAGCCUUGCAACGCGUCAACCUACGAAGAAACCACCUGCGACCCUGGGUAUGACUACUGUGCGGUUAUUGCGACAUCGCCUCCUCUAACGGAGUCCAGGGUUUGCGUAAAGGUAUAUCAAGACGAGUGCUACUCUGUAUACUGCAACUCUAGUCGUCAUUGGCGCGUUGUGUGCCCUUGUCGCGGUGAACUCUGCAACGGACCUGCCACCCAACGUGAAACCGAAGCCUUCACCACACUAUUCCAAAAAGCAAAAAGAAGUAUUUUCGGAACGAAAAAACUAAGAGAAAAAAGGGCACUUGUUGCAUCGGCUAACUUCAUUAGUGCCAGAAGACCUAGAGUCGAAAAUGUUAGCGAACCAACAAUGAGCAACAUCGUAAGCCAAGCUACCGAUGCCGAUAAAAUGAAUUCAGAGGAAAAUAACAAAAUGGAAGAAAAUGUUGUACAUAGUACAGUCUCUGAUGAAAUGACUAAAAUGCCGGAAGGGAAUGAUAUUACAAAUUCGAUCAGUGUAGACACUAAAGAUAUCGAACAAAAUGACGUAGCAACGACAAUUGAAGAAAUGGAUACUAAGACAAUGUCUACUACAAAUAAUGAAGCUAUGCAAAAAGAUGAAUCCAUAGUGGUUCAAAACAUUAAACCAAGCAAGGAUACACUGACGGCAGAGGCUUUACAACAAAAUGUAAAUCCCGACAAACAAGCUACAGAAAUGAUGACAACUUUGCAAGCAACAGUAUCGACUACACCCAGCACUACUCGUAACGGCAUGUUCACAGAAGAACCACACAAAAACAAUACUGCGACAGCAAUCACCCACAACCACAUGAUCACUUCUAUGAUUGGAAUGAUAUUACAGCGUUAUCUUUAAUUCAACUUUAAUCACUAUUAAUGUAUCCUAUGAUCUCUAUAUUAUUAAAGCUUUAUUAUAGACGUAGAUAAAGUAGUGUUCAAAUUUGUGAUACUAGCAUAGUAUAGCGAUUAAAAUUUACUUAAUUCACUUGAUUGGCACGCAAAUUAAACGCAAAUAUAUAUCGUU